Messenger RNA from Mytilus trossulus (common blue mussel), 4206 nucleotides. Its product is annotated as hepatocyte growth factor-regulated tyrosine kinase substrate-like. The record is from RefSeq and is a predicted model, not a curated record. The coding region runs from base 159 to 2192 and encodes 677 amino acids. Gene Ontology annotation, biological process: regulation of DNA-templated transcription. Gene Ontology annotation, cellular component: nucleus. The transcript has 14 exons. NCBI's taxonomy places the organism in Eukaryota, Metazoa, Mollusca, Bivalvia, Mytilida, Mytilidae.
UCUAAUUUGCUGGGGAUUGCAGUGGUACAUACAAACCGGUAACCAGCUGGAAUAUUAACCCGGGAAAAUCGACACACGUGUGCAACUUUAACUCUACAGUGCAGUGUGUUGUUUUUCGUAAAACUAAAAGACAAGUAGAGUUGGUAUAUCUGAUCACUAUGGCUACCAGUGAAUAUGAAGAAUUACGACAUCGAAACUUGGAAGACAACAGAGUUAUGUUGGAAAAGUUGAUGGCUGACUUGAAAAACCAGAUGCCGGUACCAGGAAGGAUCAAGCCAAUUAAGAAACCCAGAGACAUAAAAUCAAGGUCAAUAGAUAGCUCUGACUAUGAACCACGGAGAAAUCCUUCACGAAAUGGAAGAUGUAACCAAAUGAACUACAGUCCACCACGAACAAGAGGGCGACGUGGUUCUCUGUCGUCCACGGCUUCAUCAUUUUCAUCAGACUCUACGUCAGAAUCAGCUAGUUCCCUGCAAGUUAGGUUUGGCUUUUUCAACAAAGGAAGAAAUCAAGAGACAGGAGGAAAUGAUGAAAACAGUGAUGAGGAGUAUGAUAUGCCAAAAAGAAUACAUCGUGUUCAUCGUGACAAUCGGUCAGCUGAUGAAAUCACUGACGAGGAUUUAUCUAGAGUAGCAUUGUUUGUCAGUGAUAAGAGAUAUGAUAGUUUUUAUGGUACAACCUGCCAUCAAUGUAGACAGAAAACUGAUGAUAUGAAAACAAUUUGUAGAAAAGGUCAUUGCUUUGGAGUUAGAGGUCAGUUUUGUGGACCUUGCCUGAGAAACAGAUAUGGAGAAGAUGCACAGGGUGCUCUCAAAGAUCCUGACUGGAUAUGCCCACCUUGCAGAGGGAUCUGUAAUUGUAGUUUCUGUAGGAAGAGAGCUGGUAAAGCUUGUACUGGAAUCCUUGUACAUUUAGCCAGAGAGAGUGGGUUUAGUGAUGUCAAUGCUUACUUACAGAAUAGAAAGUCUAAUGCUGUGCAAUAUGAAAGAGUAAAAAGAAGAAAGUCAGACACUGCCAGUGAAGGGGAAGACUCUGAUGAUAUAAUAUCACAAGACGACUCUGCCACUGAACAAGAAGAAACGGAGGAGAAAGAAGAUGAUACAGAACAAUCAAUAGAUAAUUCACCACCCAAACUAGCUGUCAAAAUGUUUAAAUCAAAAGCCAAAUCGGAGUCAGCUGUUAUGACUGCACCAGAUAAUUCAUCACUGACAAGCCUGAAAUCACCUGAAAAGAAAACAUUUAAAAAUAUAUUUCAAGAGAAACUGGUUGCAGAAAAGAGACAGCCUAAACCAAAAGUUUUCCCAGAUGAUAUCAAAACAUCCCCAGUAACUAAGAAAGAAGACACUAAAGCUGCACCAAUAGUCAAAUCUUCUCCUCAAAUGACCAAGCCAAUAGAAUGGUCAAUAGGUGAUUGUCUGUGGUCAAAAGUAUCUGGACAUCCUUGGUGGCCAUGUAUGGUAGCUGUGGAGAAACAGUGUGGGGAUUACACAAAAAUGCAAGGUAGAUCUAGAAUGUACCAUGUACAGUAUUUUGGUGAUACUUGUGAGACAGGUUGGGUUUAUAGUUCCUCAACAAUGAAGUUUGAUGGCAAAAGAGCAUUUGAAGAGUAUGUUAUGGAAACUCUUCAAUGUGCAAGGAAAUCAGAAAAAUCAAAGCUGGAAAAAUUAUACAAAAUCCCAGUCUGCAGAGCAGAAUCAUUGAAUAUCGCUAUUGAAGAAGGUGAAACUUCACUACAGCUGGACAGACCGGCACGGUCACAAGAAUAUGCUUUUAAUUAUGAACCUAAGUCUAAUUUCAAAAAGGAGAAUAAACGAGAAUCCUUGGCUGAUAAAGCUAAAACCAGCACAAAGAAGAGAAAAAUUAGUAUGGAUAACAAGUCUUCUGUAGUACCAAAGCAUAAAAAGAUAAAAAAUUGUCAGUCUCAAGAAAACGUUCAGGAAAAGAGUCUUCAGCAAACAGAACAAACACAACGAGAAACAGAAAGGUUAGAGGAUAGUACAUUAUUAGGAACAAGAAUAGAUUCAGUAGAAAACAAAGACCAGAGACCAAUGAAUGAUAGACUUGUGGAGACGGACAAAGAAGAUAUCCAAAAUUAUGCUGAAAUGAUUCAAACUGUUAUAAUAAAGAUUGAACCAAAAGAUGGUGAUGACUACAACGAAGAAAAUCAGUUUGAAGAUGAGAGGGGAGUGUAGUAACAGAUAUAGCAGGAGAGUCGAAAAGCACCAUUGUAAAAUUGAAUAUGUUAUUUGAUUUUACUUUUAACCAUAGUUUAGCAAUUAUAUCUUUAGUUUUACUGGCUCUUUUUAAGAGUGUGAAAUCAUAUAUAAUUUAUUUGUAAACAUGACUAACUCUUAUUUUAUCUUUAGAAUUUUAAUUUCAAAAUUUAUUUUAUAAUAUAAAACAAUUUUUAAUCUGUAACUUAUAUUUCAAAAGCUAAUAUAGCAAUGCACUGUAAUUGUCCUUGAUUUUUUUUUAAAUUUUAGUGACUUUUUUCAAAUUGACCUAGUUGUUCAGUCAAUUUGAUAAUGGAUCAUUUAGAAUUGGUCUUUCUAAUAAUUUUAAAGUCUACAUGUUGGUAUGAAACAGAUUACAUUACCUUUUCCUGAUUUUAUAUUUAAUUGAUUAAUUGUAAGACUUUGUUUUAACGGAAUUUGCACCUAUCUGUUGGAUUGGUCUUGGAGCUACUUUAACCCUUAAUAUUUUUAUGUAUUCACUAUUUGUUCUGCUGCUUCCUAUAACAUAGUUUUCUUUUUAACAUUUAAACCAACUUAAUAAAUUUCACUAAGAAAAAAGAUUCAAAUAUACUUCCUUUUAAACUUCAUCAGUCAUUUUUUUCAUAGAUAUUAUUACCAUAUUAUGGUAUCAUUAGUGUUUUGUCUAUUUAUAUUUUGAAAGUAAUUACAAAUAGACAGAGGCUGUCGAGGAUAAGAAUGUUUAACAAUACUAUUGCUAUAAAAAAGCAUGAAUGUAGUAUUUACUGGCCAUGUUUCAAUGAAAUCAAUUUUUAAUGUCUUAUCUUAAUGUUCAAAUUAUCAUUGUUUACAAAUUUAUAACAUUAGUGCUUUAUGAGCAAACUAAGGUAAUAUAUAUCAUAUCAUUCUUGGCAAGCUAAAAUAAAUCCUCUGUUUCAAUUGAAAACUGUAGAUGUAGAAUGGCAUACUUUGUAUAAUAUAUCAAUACAUGCAUGGAGACAGAUACUUUUAUUGUUUCAUCAAUGAAGAUAUAACCAGUUGUGAGGAAAAAAGUAACCAUGUUACAAGUUUCUGAAAUAAAAGUAAAAUCACUAAAAUACCAAACUCCUAGGAAUAUUCAGAAUGAACAGUCCCUUAUCAAAUGGCAAAAUCAGAAGCUCAAACACAUCAACUGAAUGGAUAACAACUGUCAUAUUCCUGACUUGGUACAGGCAUUCCCAUUUACAAACAUUACUGACAUUUGGAAUGGUUAAAAAGUAAUAUUUACUAAUGGAAUGACUAAUAUUUUUUCUGUCUAUGAAGAAAUAACAUAAAAAAUGUGGUGCACACUGAAUAACGCGUGUAGCUGGUAAUUUAACAGUGUGUACCACCUUUUUUAUGUUAUUUUGAAUAGACAGAAAAAAUAUUACAUUCAUUUCUUAUAAUUUAAUUCUAAAUUCCAUUUCAAACUGUAGAAAAUCAUGAAAAAACGUUGAAGUCACGGUCAUAUUACUAAAUUAAAAUAACGUCAGCCAAUCAGAAGACGCGUUACAUCCAAAAUUAACUUAUAUAUAUAGAUUAUUGAAUGUUUAAUAUGAUCUUGUAAACAUCAAGUACCAUCAACAAACUAGCAAACAAAUACAAAAAAAAGUCUCUAUUUGUAUAUUAUUUGUAGCUUAAUGUCCAAAGAUUUAGACAUAUUAAAGCUUUUCUCCCAUAGUAAAACACAUAUAUAAAAUAGACUCUAUUGAAAUGAUUCACACAGGCGUUGGUUCACCUCAUGGAGUUUAACAUAUAUAAAAUAGACUCUAUUGAAAUGAUUCACACAGGCGUUGGUUCACCUCAUAGAGUUUAACAUAUAUAAAAUGUUUAAAUGGCCCUUAUAUAAAAUGUUAAAAUGGCUCUGAUUUAUUAGAACUUUUGUUUUACCAAUGUUUUAUAUAUUCACAUGUUCCAAAUUUUAUUCUUGAUAUGAAUUUUACUCUCUGUUUAAUUAGUUAUAGAUCUGUUAAAUAAAAAUAAACCUAAAUUUGUA